AUGUACCUAUUGUGGCUGCAGUGCACUGAGAAUGGUAGCGCGACCUGUAAAGCCAGACACACGCGGUGCGAUGAGAAGACCCCCGUAUGUUCUAAUUGCCAGCGUCUCGGUCUGCAAUGCCGCCCGUCCGAGCUUAUUACCCAGUCAACGUGGAGCAGCAUUCUAUCCACCGAGUCAGCUUCUGGAAAUGAAAUCAAAUCAGCGUCCACCCCCAACAAGAUCCUGGCCUUGCCUUGCCCAUCGGCUGCCCGGGAAACGUCCAAAGGGAGUAGCAGCGAGCCGUCUAGCUCCUUGACGACUGGCAAUCGAGGGAGUGCAACAACCCAAUCAUGUCGAUCGCAGUUGCGUCCCUUUCCUUCUGGUAUAUUUGUCGAGUUGAACGAUGAGAUCGCCUUUCUGUUCAACACGUUCCGUGGCGGCCUGACCACAUGGAUGGACGUAUUCGACCAUGACAGAACAUACGAAAGGGAAGUCACCAGACGUGCUCUACACUCGAAUUUCCUGCUCCGCUGCAUCUGCGCCUUCACUGCCCGACAUCUUUCGAUGCUUGUCUCCGGCGAGCUCUGGUUCCCGAUCGCCUCCCGCUACUACGGCGAGGGAAUCUCUGCCAGCUCCAUGGGGAUGGACAAAGCCAACUUUUUCAUUUAUGUACGCCAUGAGAUUACAAUCGCUAUUAGCAACGAGGUGCCCCCCCAAUUCGACCCAGGAAGAUGGAAUAUCACUAAACCAGGGCCAAGCGCUGCCGAAGAUCGUGUCGCAAACUAUUUAAUGUUGUUACUUGGCCAUAUUGUAAAUCUCAUAUACCAAAAUAAUGUGUCGCCAGUUGACCGAGAAAGACUGAAAAUUCAGGUGGAUGAGUGGUACGACAGCACCACUGAAGAAUUCAGAGGCAUAGAGUAUGGUGAUGUAUCCGAGAACGGAAUGCCGAAAAUCUUCUUCCCUGUGCCACUAUCAGGUGAGCUACGGGGCAAUUCCGAUUCCUGCCCUUGA
This is a messenger RNA of Aspergillus fischeri NRRL 181, 990 nucleotides long. Its product is annotated as Zn(II)2Cys6 transcription factor domain-containing protein. Gene Ontology annotation, biological process: positive regulation of transcription by RNA polymerase II. Lineage: Eukaryota; Fungi; Ascomycota; Eurotiomycetes; Eurotiales; Aspergillaceae. The transcript has 2 exons. Bases 1 to 990 code for a protein of 329 amino acids. The record is from RefSeq and is a predicted model, not a curated record. Gene Ontology annotation, molecular function: transcription cis-regulatory region binding; DNA-binding transcription factor activity, RNA polymerase II-specific; zinc ion binding. Gene Ontology annotation, cellular component: nucleus.